UAUCAAAGGUGAAAAAACUCUGUAACUGUGAGACCUCAAACAGUCAAACUGUCUUCUUCUCAGAAGAGAAACUGCAGCCUUCUGUCACAGAACAUGCACUGGCAAAAAUCUGUGAAUUCAGAGCAACAGAAAAACAGCCCAGCCCGUCCAUACCUCGGAGUACGCGUGAAAGAACCAGUAAAAGAACUCCUGAAAAGGAAGAGAGGGAACUGCAGCAAUGGGAAUACCAUGACUCCCACUGUACCUUCAUCUUACCAGACAUAUCCAACCUGCACACCAAUUGUUUCAAAUCUUACAGAUUUGCCUUAUGUUGAUAUGGAUAUACCCACAACAGCAUUGCCUCUCCAUGAUGAAGGAGCCCUAUACACUGGCUGGAUCUCUCAGCCACCAUCUGCAGCUUUUCAACCAUUGACUCAAUGGACAACGUGUCCAGAAUACAUUUCGCAUGAAACUGUUAGUUGCCCAUACACAGGUGAUAUGUAUGUACAGCCAAUGUGCCAAGGUUAUACUGUGGUUGGACCUCCAUCAGUGCUGACUUACACCUCCCAACCUCUUCUAACAAACUUUGCAGCAAGAAGUGCAAAUCCAGGUGUUGCUACACAAAUUGAAUAUACAGAUCAUCAAGGGCCUCUCACUUAUAUUCCAUGGGCCCAACCAAUUGCAACACUGCCUGGAGCAACACAUACAAUUCCGUACCAGACAACUUCAACAACAUUUCAAGGAACCCAGUUUGUUCCCAUACCCAUUUCACUACCAGAGCCAGUGCAGCAAGAUCUUGAUGAUACAAGAAGAGUUACUAAUGAUUUGCCAAUGGAGAAACUACUGCAGGAAAAUGAAGAUAAUGAGUCAUAUGCCCUAAGUCAUGCCCUUUCAAUUGAAGGGCUCUAAAAAUAUGACAUACUCUCAUUUAAUAUAAUACGCAUGGCUUGAAACAAAUUGUAAUAUAUUAAUAAAUAUUAUUUUGCUA
Molecule: messenger RNA, 967 nt
Organism: Xenopus tropicalis (tropical clawed frog)
Lineage: Eukaryota; Metazoa; Chordata; Amphibia; Anura; Pipidae
Gene: pou2af1
Product: POU class 2 homeobox associating factor 1
Exons: 5
Coding region: 94-888 (264 amino acids)
Biological process (GO): regulation of DNA-templated transcription; DNA-templated transcription
Cellular component (GO): nucleus
Molecular function (GO): POU domain binding; DNA binding
Source: RefSeq, a predicted model, not a curated record